UUCGUUAUGGAAUACCUCAACGGUGGAGAUUUAAUGUUCCACAUACAGGAGAGUGGACGUUUCCCGGAAGAACGCGCUCGAUUCUACGGUGCCGAAAUAAUAUCCGGUCUGAAGUUCCUACACAAGAAAGGCAUCAUAUACAGAGAUCUUAAGCUGGACAAUGUGCUGCUGGAUUACGAAGGGCAUGUCCGAAUUGCCGAUUUCGGUAUGUGCAAAUUGCAGAUCUACCUCGACAAAACAGCGGACAGCUUUUGCGGAACACCAGACUACAUGGCGCCUGAAAUCAUAAAGGGCGAGAAAUACAAUCAAAAUGUCGAUUGGUGGUCAUUUGGUGUUUUGCUCUAUGAAAUGUUGAUUGGUCAAUCGCCAUUCAGCGGCUGCGAUGAAGAUGAACUAUUCUGGUCGAUCUGCAAUGAGAUUCCAUGGUUCCCCGUUUACAUAUCCGCAGAGGCCACCGGCAUUUUGAGAGGGCUACUCGAAAAAGAUUACACCAGGCGCAUUGGAUCUCAGUACAGCCCUGCUGGCGACAUCAGCGAACACAUAUUCUUCAGACCCAUAGACUGGGAUUUGUUGGAGAAGCGGCAGUUACCGCCGCCCUUCAAGCCACUUGUG
This is a messenger RNA of Rhagoletis zephyria (snowberry fruit fly), 612 nucleotides long. Its product is annotated as putative protein kinase C delta type homolog. Gene Ontology annotation, molecular function: protein serine/threonine kinase activity; ATP binding. The record is from RefSeq and is a predicted model, not a curated record. Gene Ontology annotation, biological process: protein phosphorylation. NCBI's taxonomy places the organism in Eukaryota, Metazoa, Arthropoda, Insecta, Diptera, Tephritidae.